AUGAAGUUAUUUGCCCUUACUCUUGCUUUGUUUACUGCAGCAAGCCAAUUGUCCAUUGGAUCAACCCAAGGAAUAUUUGAUCUGAUUGCUAACUUUCGAGAACUAAAGAAUAAUCUGUUUGCCUGUAACGUAGGUGGAUCAUCCCACAUUGUUUGGGUAUUAGAGAUCCUUGAAGAACUAGCUGUUAGAGGGCAUUACGUUAGCUUUUAUACAAGAGAAGAUCAAGCAAAGUUUAUUAAAAAUUAUCCUUCUGUUGAACUUGUUCUGAAUGGCCCUGCUUUAUUUCAACCAGAAGAGGCUCGCGUUUUACUUGAAAGGCUCAUCUCUAAGGAAGUGACAUUGUCAUUCUUAUUAAGCAUUAUUACUAAGAACGAUACAUAG
Rhizopus microsporus ATCC 52813 is the source of this 381-nucleotide messenger RNA. RefSeq lists its product as uncharacterized. The record is from RefSeq and is a predicted model, not a curated record. The transcript is spliced from 3 exons. Lineage: Eukaryota; Fungi; Mucoromycota; Mucoromycetes; Mucorales; Rhizopodaceae. Bases 1 to 381 code for a protein of 126 amino acids.